This is a messenger RNA of Notothenia coriiceps (black rockcod), 458 nucleotides long. RefSeq names its product ELKS/Rab6-interacting/CAST family member 1-like. Gene Ontology annotation, cellular component: cytoskeleton of presynaptic active zone. Lineage: Eukaryota; Metazoa; Chordata; Actinopteri; Perciformes; Nototheniidae. The annotation marks the transcript as partial. Gene Ontology annotation, molecular function: structural constituent of presynaptic active zone. The record is from RefSeq and is a predicted model, not a curated record. Gene Ontology annotation, biological process: maintenance of presynaptic active zone structure; regulation of synaptic plasticity; neuromuscular synaptic transmission. The transcript has 4 exons.
ACUUCAGUGUUGGAUCUGAAGGAGAAGGCUUCCUCUCUGGCCUCCAACACUCUGAAGAAGGACAACCGGCUGAAGACUCUAGAGAUCGGCCUGGAGCAGAAGAAAGAGGAGUGUGUCAAACUGGAGAACCAACUCAAGAAGGCUCAGAAUGCAGGUGCAGAUUCCCACACCAGCUCUGAACUCUCCGAACGUAUCUCCGGCCUGGAGGAGGAAGUGUCCCAGCACAAAGAGGACGCUGCGAGGGCCCAGUCCGAGGUGGAGAGACUUCUGGAGAUCCUCAGGGAGAUGGAGAACGAAAAGAACGACAAGGAGAAAAAGAUCAACGAGCUGGAGAGAAACCCCUCUGCUUCUCAUCUGUGGCGUCCUCAACAGUCGGGAAAACAGGCCCCUCCCCCUGCUGCCUCUCAGCAGCCAAUGGGGGGGCUGGUGUGGGACUACCUGGGCACUUUUGCCUCAAG